Messenger RNA from Dacryopinax primogenitus, 605 nucleotides. RefSeq lists its product as uncharacterized. The record is from RefSeq and is a predicted model, not a curated record. The coding region runs from base 20 to 487 and encodes 155 amino acids. The transcript has a single exon. Lineage: Eukaryota; Fungi; Basidiomycota; Dacrymycetes; Dacrymycetales; Dacrymycetaceae.
UCCUGCCAAGGACGUCAACAUGGAUGCUGGCCCAAGCACCUCCACACGUGUCACCGUUUCUACCAAACCAAAGCCUGAGCCCAGAUCUGAGCCCAAAUCUGAGCCCAAGCCCAAAACCAAACCCGAGACGAUAGUCGAUCCUAAGCCUAGGCCGGCGACCGAUGUAGCACCAUCCGCUGUCUCUGAGCAUCCCCUGCCAAGUUCCCCGCCCACAGAGGACCAGCUGCUUAUCAAGUCCCUUCGAAAGUACAGCAGAUACGUCGAGGCGUAUGCCAAGAUCGUUCAGCAAAAGCAGAUAUAUGAGGAUGUUGCCGCUGGACGGAGGCCACUCGAUGAUCCUAAACUAUAUUCCCCUGAGCAGAUGGAGCCCAUCGUCCGUGACUACCAGCGCCAGCAUACCGCAAUCCAGGCGUUGUAUGACAAGAUGGACGAGAUGCGUGCUGCGGCUGCGUCUUCUUCGACCCCUUCGGUUGGGAGCAAACCUUGACCUUGUUGAUGAUAGACCUGUUUUGGUGCAUUUUCCCCCUUUUUCUCAGUAACGAAUUUCUUCUGGUCUGCUUCCUUGGUUUGUAUACCUUGACGGGACAGCUAGAGCACGCGCUAGC